Paramuricea clavata is the source of this 699-nucleotide messenger RNA. Lineage: Eukaryota; Metazoa; Cnidaria; Anthozoa; Malacalcyonacea; Plexauridae. The record is from the annotation of a GenBank genome assembly.
AUGUCUGAGGUAGUAACCGGUCUUGUGAAACUUACAUUUGGCUUUUUAGCGAACAAGAUUCGCAGUGGAAUUGCAGAACGUUUGAAAGAUGGCGAUGCCACAGACGAAGAAUGUCGGCGCUUGAUCGUCAGAGAACUUGACGAUAUCAAAAGCAAGCUUGAUGGUUUGGCAAGAAAGGAUUUACUGAGUAGCUUUUGUUUUCUACAAGAAGGACUCACUGCACUAUAUCUGUCACUAUUUCAAUUGGAUUCAAAUGAGAGUGCAACAGAAUCAACCUUAGUUAAAGCUGUGUCAUCCCUAUGGUCAUUCAGAGACACUGGUUCUGAUUCUCCCAUCAACGAAGCUGUUGCUCUUAUAAAUGCCAUCACUUCAUUGGAAAUACGUUCAAACGACCACUACAAGUCUGCCAUAAAAUCGUUCGAACUCGCGCGUGAAAAAGCAACCGAAGCGUUCUGUAACGAAGCGUUGUCCAUCGAAGACCGAAUUCAAGCGUCGCAGAUAAGAAUGAUGGCGAGAAUUUUAGAAAAAUUGGAACACCCAGAAGCAAGCGCUAGCGAUUGCUUGCAGUACCUUCAACAGCUUCAAGAUAUCGGAGCUAUUCAAGAAAUAUUUUCCGUUCUGAUUGACGGAGGAAUCAAGUCGAGGUUUAAUAAAACGAAGCGACUUAACAAUGCCGCGUCAGUUCAAGUUAUGAAUCAA